AUGGCAGUACAAGAAUAUGAAAAAAUAAAAGAAGUAUCAUCACUUGUUAUUGUUAUUGAUACUUACAUGUGCGGUACCUGCAACAAAGAAUUUCUGUCAAGAUCGGGCCGUUCAAGGCAUGUCAGGUUUGUCCACACAGAACAUGACCUUGGUUGUGGAGAAUGUACUAAGACAUUCAAAUCAAAAGAUUCCCUGAGAAGACAUGAAAGAACAGUACACCAGGCUGGACCACCUUCACCAACACCAAUUGACCGAGCUUCAGCACUGUCACCAACUCCAGUUGACACAACUCCAGCACUGUCACCAACUCCAGGUGCAGUUCACCUUAUAGAUUUUGAUGACAUGAUGGUCAUUGACACCAAUUUAGACCUGAUAGAGAUGGAGCCAAUCCUUAUUCAGGCAGGAAGCACAGCAGACAUACACCUGCGACACGUGCCAACAAGUGUUCAGUCGGAGAAAGGAGCUACAAUUCCAUCUCUCCAGAAACCAUCAGUUAUUCAGGCAGGAAGCACAGCAGACAUACACCUGCGACACGUGCCAACAAGUGUUCAGUCGGAGAAAGGAGCUACAAUUCCAUCUCUCCAGAAACCAUCAGUUAUUCAGGCAGGAAGCACAGCAGACAUACACCUGCGACACGUGCCAACAAGUGUUCAGUCGGAGAAAGGAGCUACAAUUCCAUCUCUCCAGAAACCAUCAGUUAUUCAGGCAGGAAGCACAGCAGACAUACACCUGCGACACGUGCCAACAAGUGUUCAGUCGGAGAAAGGAGCUACAAUUCCAUCUCUCCAGAAACCAUCAGUUAUUCAGGCAGGAAGCACAGCAGACAUACACCUGCGACACGUGCCAACAAGUGUUCAGUCGGAGAAAGGAGCUACAAUUCCAUCUCUCCAGAAACCAUCAGUUAUUCAGGCAGGAAGCACAGCAGACAUACACCUGCGACACGUGCCAACAAGUGUUCAGUCGGAGAAAGGAGCUACAAUUCCAUCUCUCCAGAAACCAUCAGUUGGUGAUGCAGCCGAUGCUGAAACUGGUGCUGGCCGAGGUAUUGCUGUUGGUGGAGUUCCAGCCUUUGGUGAUGCAGCUGAUGCUGAAACUGGUGCUGGCCGAGGUAUUGCUGUUGGUGGAGUUCCAGCCUUUGGUGAUGCAGCUGAUGCUGAAACUGGUGCUGGCCGAGGUAUUGCUGUUGGUGGAGUUCCAGCCUUUGGUGAUGCAGCUGAUGCUGAAACUGGUGCUGGCCGAGGUAUUGCUGUUGGUGGAGUUCCAGCCUGUAUAUGA
Molecule: messenger RNA, 1275 nt
Organism: Mytilus californianus (California mussel)
Lineage: Eukaryota; Metazoa; Mollusca; Bivalvia; Mytilida; Mytilidae
Exons: 13
Coding region: 1-1275 (424 amino acids)
Source: RefSeq, a predicted model, not a curated record